UUUUUUGGUGGUCAGCGGAGUUUGUCCACCUCCGGUAGUGCUAACACUUUAACAUCACCCCUAUUUCCCUUUUCAUUUUAUUUUUUUAUUUUUAUUCAAAAAAAUUACCUCGAGAAAUGAAGGCAGCAACACGUCGUAAAGUAUCUUACGUAGUCAAAUUGUGUAAUGAAGAACAAACGCAUUGUCUCGGUGUCAAUUCAUUAGCCAUUGAUACCUCUCAUUACAAUACUGCCAACAAUGAAGGAGGUGUUUUAUACUCUGCUGGCAGGGAUGGUAUUGUAGCGAGUUGGGAUUUGCAUUUGAAAGUUGCAAAGGACACCAAAGACAAAUGGAGAUUAGAUGGACAAACUCAGGUAGACUUGAAUAUUUACCAUGGAAAGAAACAAGAAACUAAAAAAUAAAAACAUUCUGUUUUGUUAGACCACAGUUCCCAAGUCUUCAUGUAAAGCAUUUUCCCAAAUGCAUACAGAUUGGGUCAACGAUAUUGUUUUGUGCGAAGGUGGAACCUGUGUCGUGUCCGCUUCAUCUGAUAGAACAAUUAAAUUGUGGAAGCCCUAUAGUGAUGCACCCAAAGUAGCACAUACGAUUGGAUACCAUACCGAUUUUGCAAAGUGUUUGACGUAUGCAUCAAAGCCUGGAUGGGUAGCAAGUGGCGGGCUGGAUAGAAAGAUUAAUAUUUGGGAUAUUGAGAAAUCAGAAGCCGCAUUGUCAAUCGAUGCAGGCCCCAUUAAUCAUUAUUCAGACGGUACGAGUGAGAGCAAUAGUUCAUUGCAUAAUACCUCAAGUAAAUGUUCGAUAUACGCUUUGGCAGUGAAUCCAUCGGGUACCCUCUUAGCUUCUGGUUCACCCGAAAAAGUCGUUCGUUUAUGGGACCCUAGAUCAGGAAAACGUAUUAGUAAAUUAACAGGACAUACUGAUAACAUUCGUGCACUAUUGAUUAGUGAUGAUGGUCAAUACAUCUUAUCCGGUUCGUCCGAUUCUACUAUUAAGCUUUGGUCCGUCAAAGCUCAACGUUGUUUAACCACCUACGAAACACAUCCUGACUCAGUGUGGUCGCUUUAUUCCGAUCAUCCUGAAUUAAAGACAUUCUACUCAGGUUCCAGAGACGGUCUUGUGAAUAAGACGGAAAUUUCAGGCCAAACUUUAUCAGAAGGUGAAAGCGAAUGUAUUGGAUUAUUUAAGGAAGAUUCCGGUGUGAUAAAGAUUGCUGCAUUGGAAGAUACAUAUGUUUGGACUGCCACUACCAGUUCCAGUAUUAACCGAUGGCUGUCUGUUCCACCUGCUGAAUCACGUCAAGUAUUACCACGAUCUGAAUUUAAUCCUGACAUCCCUCCUUCUGCGCUUAUCAAAUUACCUCCUGCCAAAAGUCCUUACACAUCUCAAGUAACAGAUUCCUUUGUAGGAAGUGAUUCUAUUACCAUGUAUGCUGGAUCAGUAUUAUCCAUCCCUAUCAGCUAUCAAGAUGAAGAUGUCGAUCUUCAAGAAACUUUAAUCCCUCUAAGAGCUUCACCAGAUCAUGUGAUUGAAGGUAAACCUGGAAUCACUGCUCAUUUGAUACUGCACAACCGACGACAUAUCUUAACAAAGGACACUAAUGGGGAGAUUACAAUGUGGGAUUUGACAAAGUGCAUUCAAAUCAAAAAUUUCGGUAAAAGAGACAUGGAAGAUGUAGCACAGGAAGUAAACAGUCUGGAAAGUUUCCCAGCUUGGUGCUCCAUUGACACUAAAAUUGGCGCAAUCACGGUUCAAUUACACGAAGUAAAUUGUUUUGACUGCGAAAUGUAUGCCGAUGAAGUUGAAAUACCAGCAGAUUAUCAAGUUCGUGAGGAUCAACGCUUAAAUUUAGGAAAAUGGGUACUCGUGAACUUAUUCCAAAAAUUCAUACAAAGAGAGCUUGAACAUGAGGAGGAAGGGCUUAUUCGCUUUACUGAUGAUCAACCAGAUAGACCUGAUUCUAUAAAGAGUAAAUCGCUUCAACCUACACAACAAGAGGAGAAAGUCGAAGCACCUCCUGCUGUCCCUGUCCCUCCUACUGUGACCAUACCAUCACUUAAUCCAGUAGCAACAGACGAUGGACCGAAAUUACCUCUUACUGCAGUUACAACUAACGUCGACCAAUCACCUUACCUGCCUUCAUCUCCACAGGCAGCGCAGUUCAAUGGACCCUUCACUGCGCCUAUUACAACAACUACUCAAGCAGAUUACUUCUCGGGUGCUCAUUACCCACCUGUUCGUAGAGAAUCUUCUGUUCAACUCCCUCAAGCUGUUGCAUUACCCACAUCCCCUACUUCUCCAACCGGAAGUAAUUUUAUGCAUAGGCUCAAGAACCUGUCUGUUAAGGCAAAAUUAUCACGCAUACCCACUAGUGAAGAUAGACCUGGUGAACCUUUCCCUAGCUUAUCAACAUCUACCAGUAUCCAAUCCUCUGCAGAUGAGCAACAACAACAACAACAGCAAUCAUUAGCCGCAGCAUCAGUGGCAGCAGCAGCUGUAGCCGAAAAGGCAGCAGCUGAAAAAGCAGCAGCUGAAAAGGCAGCAGCCGAAGCAAAGGCAGCAGAAGAAAGCAAAUUGAAAGAAAUCGAAGAAAGUAAGUCAGAAUGUUAUUCACCACCUCAUUCAGAAGAUUUCCCCCCGUUACAAAUCCCUUCAUCCACCAUGAUUAUUGUGGCAGAAGAAAGCGCAGAGGCCUCAACAGGGAUGGAUUUAUACCGUGGUACAGUUGGAUCAAGCGGCGAAGAUGCAGAUACAAUAAUCGAAGCUGCUCCGGCUUGGUUACUGGCUUUUCUGUUAUACAAUAAAACACCACCCAAGGAGACAGUUAAACUGACAUUUGUUUUAAAACCUGCAUCGGGUUCUAAACUAGAGGAGCUUCCAGGAGGGUAAAGUAUACCAGAACGUGAUUUUAAAAAUAUGAAUACUAAAUUUUUAUGUUAUGGAUUAGACCUAAUAAUCGACUGUUGGCAAAUCGAGUAUUACGGGUCAGGAAACUUAUCCAAUAUAUAUCCGAGAAACUAAACAUUGAGGAUGAAUCCCACGUCGAAUUAUUAUGUGGAGAAACCGUGCUUACACCCACCAUGACUCUCGCAGCCAUUAAACAGCAUAUUUUGAAAACAAGUGGAGAUAUUCCUCUUUGUUACCGUCUCAAAGAAGCAAAUUAAAAAAAAUAAAAAAAUUAUACUGCAGGGCAGUUUUUAUUUAUUUUGCA
This is a messenger RNA of Mucor mucedo, 3205 nucleotides long. Its product is annotated as WD40-repeat-containing domain protein. The record is from RefSeq and is a predicted model, not a curated record. NCBI's taxonomy places the organism in Eukaryota, Fungi, Mucoromycota, Mucoromycetes, Mucorales, Mucoraceae. Gene Ontology annotation, molecular function: ubiquitin binding. Bases 460 to 2883 code for a protein of 807 amino acids. The transcript has 8 exons. Gene Ontology annotation, biological process: double-strand break repair via homologous recombination; protein deubiquitination.